CGGUCUCGCGCGUGCCACGACGACGUUGCAGGACCGCGUCAGAAACGACGGCGACCUCCCUUCAUCGUAGCCGGACUUCGUGCCACCCCACGGAUCUCGGACGCCAGCAUCGCACAGGCUGCCACCCCUUGUUCAAGAACCGAGCACAGGCGAAAGAGACAUGGCCACGGCUGCUCAUCCGCCGGCCGACAGGCCAAACUUGGACAAGAGAAAAGCAUCGGCGAAGAUGCUGGUGUCACUUUACCCUAGGAUUCCAAAGACUGCCUCGGUGCUGCUGGAGUUCUUCAUCAAGCGCGAGAGCAAGGUGUCCCUGAUGCGCGAGCCACUGUCGCACUUCUGCCAGGAAGAGGUGGUUCUCCAUGCGCAAGAGUGCCAACUCAAGCUCACCAAACAGGUCAUCACGUACCAGGACAUCCGCGAUAUGGUCGAGAAUUUGGUCGGUCUCCAUAACAUGUGUUUAAAGAAAAAUCCUGAAGUUGCGAAAGAACUAGGCAACACCGUACGCAAGCUGACUAUCAUCGUGGGCGAGGUAGCGACAUCCUUGGAGAAGAUUGCCGAAGUCCCCGUCACGGACUGGAUGGCCAUUGGCGACGCUAUUGUCAACAAGCUUGAACGGUUAAAUCCACCUAAACCACUUCCAUUCGCCACGUUUAUUCCACGGAUGCGUGACUUCAAGAGCUUGAAGAUGCUCGGGGCUGGCGGCUUUGGGGCUGUGUAUUUGGCCAACUACCGCCCUGCCAACUACGUGACGACGGUGAAGCUGGUUAACAUGGACCGGUUCAGCCGGCACAAGCAGGCCGCCAUGGACAAGGUUGUCGCGUCCGUCAUCAGGAACCCAUUUCUCGUCAAGUACUAUUGCUGCUUCUGUGUCAAGGAGGCGUACGUAACCAUCAUGGAGUACAUCGCUGGCCUAGAUCUGAUGCGCGUGGUGACUAAGGAGGAGUACUUGGAGAUCGAGGCCGUGCGCAUCAUCAUGGCGCAACUGAUACUUGCGCUGGAGCAUAUGCAUUUGCGCGGAUUUCUCCACCGGGAUGUCAAGGUGUCCAACAUGCUAAUUUUGCCGGGCGGGCGAGUGAAAGUGAUCGACUUCGACACAGUUAAGGUCUGCAAUGGUCACUUCGCCAAGCGUCUCCUGAGGGGCUACUUUCGGAGAACUCCCUUCGAAUUCCACGACGGCGAGUCGGCCGGCACCAUACCGUACAUGGCUCCGGAAAUUCUCAAAAGGAGACCGUACGGUCGUGCUGCCGACUGGUGGUCGGCGGGGAUCGUCAUGUACAAGCUGAUGACGGGCCGGGUGCCGUUCCGAGGGAAGUCCAAGCAGCUGCUUCGCGAGCGCAUCAUCACGUCGCCGCUGAAGUGGCCGCGGGCCGACGAGCAUCCUCACUCGGCCACCACACCGGCCAAGGACAUGACGUAUCGAAUGCUCAAGAAGAACCCCGUGGAACGGCUCGGCUCGCGCAACUACAGCGACUUGAAGACCCACCCGUUCUUCGACCAGUUCAACUGGCAGGUGCUUUUCAACAAGACCGACUUGUGCGAGAUACCGAGCAUCGCCGAAAUCAUGAACAGCGACGCCGCGAAAGACGGCAAAGCUGUGGACCCGGACGACAAGCGCAAGCACCAGCAGAUCGAAGAAAUGACCGACGUGAGCGCCGACAGCCAGAAACCGUUGCUCUGCUACGCUUCGCCUAGUUUCAAGAAACUCAUGCUCAAGGUAAAGGCGAGCAAGACGGCCAUCAAGUUAUCCGACUCCUUCAUGGAGUCCAGCGGGCAGAGCUCUUCAGCCAUCGACUACAAGGGGAACUCUCCGGUGUCCACGAGCAGAACCGCGCCGCUGAGCAGCGUGGAAGGUAAAGACAGCGUGGCCUCCGAGAAGGUGGACCUCAUGCUUUACCGAAGGAAGCAGUACAUGAAGUUCUGGGGCUUCGGCUUCUCGCUGCGGCGUGUCCAGGGAGAGGAAGCGAGCUAUACCUACGUGGACACGGUGACCAGGGGCUCGCCGGCUGACAUGUCCAAGGUGCUGCCGCUGGACUUCAUUCUGAACGUGAACGGAAUCGCGGUCGUGGACGCGCCGUUGGCCCGGGUCAAGAAGAUCAUCAGCGCUGCCGGCGACCAAAUGGUGCUGUCGGUAAUGUCAUCGAGCCCGUACCGGAUGCUCACGAGCCGUCGAGACAUGCUGGGCAUCAUUCGUGGCAUGCCCCGGGAGUCGGCCGUUGUUAAGACCGCUGCGUUCAGCUGCAUCGGCGGCAAGCCGUACGGCAUCGGCGUCCUCGACGUCGACGUCGCAGACGACAGACUCAAGCAGUCGGCUAAGUGCUUCGUGCUACUGUACGCAGACGUGGUCAGCUCGAACAACAAGUUGGUCUUCCCGGGUGAUGUGCUCUUCCAGAUCGACGGCGCAUCGGUGGAGGGCAUGUCGCGGAUGCAGGUCGAGCAACUCCUGGGUGGUGGCAAGCCUGAAGUCACGCUGUCGGUGGCUCCCCUGUCGCCAUUACGCAAAAGGCGGUUCCUGAUCUCCAAGUUGCACGAGACAGGCCUGACCGACGUUAACGUUCCAUCAAAGUCUACUGCUGCUGAUAUAGACUGAUUACUCUAUUAUUGCCCCUGUCCUCCGACAAUUGAGUUAUCGCAUAUGUAUGACAACUGCGUUAUUCUGCUUGGUGGAAAGCGAUUAAGUUAAGAACACUUGUUUUACAACAUUGACAGAUCUGGGACGCAAGCUUCCAACCAUAGCGCUGUUGCUACUUUGGCGACAUUUCGCCAGUGGUUAUUUAAGGUAUGUCUAGAAUACGUUUUGUAAUUACGUUGGAUUUGAGCGGAACGCGUUUUUAGUGGACCGUA
Molecule: messenger RNA, 2841 nt
Organism: Dermacentor albipictus
Lineage: Eukaryota; Metazoa; Arthropoda; Arachnida; Ixodida; Ixodidae
Product: microtubule-associated serine/threonine-protein kinase 3-like
Biological process (GO): peptidyl-serine phosphorylation
Molecular function (GO): protein serine/threonine kinase activity; ATP binding; protein binding
Source: RefSeq, a predicted model, not a curated record